This is a messenger RNA of Aaosphaeria arxii CBS 175.79, 1913 nucleotides long. RefSeq names its product DUF453-domain-containing protein. The record is from RefSeq and is a predicted model, not a curated record. Lineage: Eukaryota; Fungi; Ascomycota; Dothideomycetes; Pleosporales. Bases 77 to 1438 code for a protein of 453 amino acids. The transcript has a single exon.
CACAGUUUCGAGCUAAUGUGUACUCUUACGUUCAAUCAAGUGCUGUACAUGCCAGCAAAAUCAUUCGAGGCUGAUCAUGAGAUAUCUUCGGGGAUUACGACCAAAGCAUUGUGGACAAUCGAUCGCGAUUCGUAGCUUCAGUAUCAGUGUUCGCUCUAGCGGAUCAUCAGACCAAGCCAUGCAAAGACCAAUAAAGGCAGCAUAUUAUCGAGGUGGUACAUCUCGAGCAUUGAUGAUAAAUCCUCGAGAUCUACCAAAAAGCCGUGCAGAAUGGCCAGAUAUUUUCAGACAAAUCAUGGGUACGCCAGAUCCGAACGGCCGGCAGCUCGAUGGUAUGGGCGCGGGCAUUUCCUCUUUGUCAAAGAUCUGCCUGGUGGAACCCUUCAGGAAGCCAGUAGGAGAACACAAAGAAGAUGUGUUUCUAGAUUAUACGUUUGUUGGCGUUGGAAUCGAGUCAGAUGAAGUUGACGUUGCCGGGAACUGUGGUAAUAUGAGCAGCGCCAUCGCUCCCUACGCAUAUAAUUCGAAAGAGCUAUUCCCUGACCAACAUCGACAAAAGGAUGGCGAGGUUUCAGUAAUGAUCCGAAACACCAACACGGGAGCACUGAUUCGUUCUACAUUUAAGGUCGUGGGCGACCAGGCUGCUGUUCAAGGGAAUUAUGCAAUUGAUGGCGUAGCCGGCACUGCCUCUAAAAUCAGACUCGAUUUCUUACACCCAUACGGUUCAAAGACUGGUAAAGUAUUACCUACGGGAAACUUGAUCGAUCAAAUUGCGGGGUUUCAAGUUACUUGCGUGGAUGGUGCAAAUCCAGCGGUCUUUAUUCGCUCAGAAGACGUGGACGUCGAUGGAACAAUUUUGCCGAACGAAUUCAAUCGCCUGCCAGAGAAACUUGCAGUGUUGGAAAAGAUACGUAGACGUGCUGCUGUUGCCAUGGGCUUAACAUCCACGGAGGAUGAUGUCCCAAGAGUUAUACCCAAGAUUGGGAUUGUUUCCCGUUCUAAGACGCACAAAGUCCUCUCUGGCGAAAAGGUCAAUGGCAAUGAUGUAGAUGUUGUAGUGCGAUUUAUAUCGGAUGGUCAACCACAUCGAGCCAUCCCACUUACAAUGGCAUUGACCACCGCUGUUGCUGCCAGGAUAGAAGGAACAAUCGUCUACCAGCUUCUCGCCGAAACUCUCGUUGCGGACGAUGCAAUUACCAUUGGGCAUGCCAGUGGGAAGAUUCAAGUCGAUGCUACGAUGAGUAGUGAUGGGAAAACCCCCGAAUCAGCUACUGUUCUGCGGACUGCAAAGCGAAUCUUUGAGGGUGAUGUCUUUUACACUUCAAAUUUCGAAACCAACAGCCCUACCGAAGGAGGAAAUUCAAGUGCGACUGAACUCGGUCUGUCUUUUGUGAACGAGAGAAGAGGACAGAGUUUGACGUCGAAGCCGGCUGAAUAGCCUCCGAGCGUCACCGGUAUUCUAUAUAUUCAACGUAUGAAGCACUAUUGUAUUCGUUCUUGUAGCUCGGCCUCUGAGGUUCUCAGAUCUUUACUUGCUUUGACCGCAAAUUUGUAUUUACCUAGCAGUGCACGAUUAUGAUCAGAUUACUAUGGUUGAGGGCCAGUGGUCCUCAAGGUCCAUCGAAGACGCCACCAGGACUCUUGAUAGAUGAUGACCGAAUAUAGAGAGCCAGAAGGUAAAUCCACUAUUGGCCAUAUUUGGAGAGGGGGGCUAUAUGUAUUGGCAACGAGAUGCAUGAUGAUCCUGGAUGAUUGUCCUCACUUUUUUGUACCCACGCAAGCACCAUGACCGAGCGGACUAUUAAGUUAAGGUAUAGUAUUAGGUCUUUGAUAUUGACAUCUUUGGAAUUCAAUUCUGAAAUAGAAAAAGAUAAUCCCACAGUUUCUUCAAGCACUACAUAAAUAAGCAAAAC